GCGUGAAAACCACUCUAAAAAUUGUGUUUUGCUCAGAGGAUUCCAAGAUUCCACAAUUCGUCUCCUCUCCUCCAAACAGAAACAGUAUUCUUUCUUCUUCUUCCACCACCAACGGCAGAAAUCAAUUUUUGGCUUUUAAGUUUUUCCACCUCUUCGGAUCUUCUCUGAUCACCACCGGGAAAAUUCAAUUCCCCCGGGGAAUUUUACAAAAGCCCUCGCCGUCUUUUCACCGGUGGAAAAAAGCUUCAGGAGAUGGUGUCGCCUGAAAACGCUAAUUGGAUAUGCGACUUGAUCGAUGCUGAUUACGGAAGUUUCACAAUCCAAGGUCCUGGUUUCUCUUGGCCUGUUCAGCAACAACCUAUUGGUGUUUCUUCUAAUUCCAGCGCUGGAGUUGAUGUCUCUGCUGGAAACUCAGAAGCCAGCAAGGAACCUGGAUCCAAAAAGAGGGGGAGAUGUGAAUCAUCCUCUGCCACUAGCUCAAAAGCAUGUAGGGAGAAGCAGCGACGGGACAGGCUGAAUGACAAGUUUGUGGAAUUGGGUACAAUUUUGGAGCCUGGAAAUCCUCCCAAAACAGACAAGGCUGCUAUCUUGGUAGAUGCUGUCCGCAUGGUGACACAGCUACGGGGCGAGGCCCAGAAGCUGAAGGACUCCAAUUCAAGUCUCCAGGACAAAAUCAAAGAGUUGAAGACUGAGAAAAACGAGCUGCGAGAUGAGAAACAGAGGCUGAAGACCGAGAAAGAAAAGCUGGAACAGCAGCUGAAGGCCAUGAAUGCUCCUCAACCAAGCUUUUUCCCAGCCCCACCUAUGAUGCCAACUGCUUUUGCUUCUGCGCAAGGCCAAGCUCCUGGAAACAAGAUGGUGCCAAUCAUCAGUUACCCAGGAGUUGCCAUGUGGCAGUUCAUGCCUCCUGCUUCAGUCGAUACUUCUCAGGAUCAUGUCCUUCGCCCACCUGUUGCUUAAUCAAAGUUAAAAUCAUCAACCGGUUUGCUUCUUGCUUCCGCUGAAAAGAAAAGUCUCCAUUUGUUUUGCUCUCCUCUUUCUCGGCUUUCUUAGUCUUAUCGUUGAUUUCGCUAUAUCGUGUUAUCGUCGUAACUUGUUAUCUGUUGAACAAUGAUAUGACAUUGUAAACUCCCAAUUGCUACGUGCAAUGUUAUCUAUAUUCACAUGUAAAUUUAAGUAGAGUUUGGCAGAUCGUCUCUCACU
Camelina sativa (false flax) is the source of this 1203-nucleotide messenger RNA. Its product is annotated as transcription factor ILR3. The record is from RefSeq and is a predicted model, not a curated record. Lineage: Eukaryota; Viridiplantae; Streptophyta; Magnoliopsida; Brassicales; Brassicaceae. Gene Ontology annotation, biological process: regulation of DNA-templated transcription; intracellular iron ion homeostasis. Gene Ontology annotation, molecular function: protein dimerization activity; DNA-binding transcription factor activity.